AUGUCGAAAAGCCUCGGGAAUGUUGUGGACCCAUUCGAAGCAGAACAGGUGUAUACAGCUGAUGGCUUGCAUUUUAACGCGGAGAAAGCUGUUAAUGUGGUGAAUAGCGAUUUGGUGAAUAAUCUCGGAAACCUUUUGAGUCGAGCUACAGUUGGGAAGCUCAAUUACUCGCAGCUGUAUCCUGUUUUCCAAGAAGAUAAUGUAACAGCACAUACUGAACAAGCUGCUGUACACUUCCUGAGUGACCUGACGGAUAUUGCGAAGGUAACAGCGGAACUUUACGAUGAGAUGUUGUUCUACAAGGCUAUCGAAGAACUUAUGCGUAUUAUCAAAGCUUGUAACGGAUUUUUCCAGAUAUCUGAACCAUGGAAACUUAAGCAGGGGUCACAGUUAGAUAAUGUACUUUACAUCACUUAUGAGACCAUCCGUAUAUCAUCUAUCCUGCUCCAACCCAUUGUUCCAACCUUGGCAGACAAUGCGCUUACAAGAUGCGUGUUCACCCUGAUGUUGGUACAAACACUUGGAUUGCUAAAUGUGACGUUCUCGCCUGGAAAUCGAAUGGCCUUCAGGCAAAGAUAA
Molecule: messenger RNA, 579 nt
Organism: Cooperia oncophora
Lineage: Eukaryota; Metazoa; Nematoda; Chromadorea; Rhabditida; Trichostrongylidae
Source: the annotation of a GenBank genome assembly